UAAUUAAAUUGAAGUUAAUGAAAAUUCAACAUAAAUAAAUUAUUUUGAAAAUCUCAAAGAAGGGCAAUUAAGUCAAAUGAUAAUAAUGAGGAGGGUAAAUGCGUCUCUCCAAAUAAAUUAGAUUUGAAUAUUGCUGUUUUGGUAAUAAGAUUUGAAAAUAUUUAACUCCUAAUUAGAAAAAAGAGAUGGUUUAAAUCAUGUGAUUGUCAUUAAUAACAGCAAACCGAAGAAGAAAGAAAGGAAGAAAGUGCUUCUCCAUCUUCAUCUUAUAGUUCUUGUCUGUAAAAUCUUAUAAACCUUUCUUCUUCUAAAAUAUCGAAGCCAUAUGGCUGAAAAUAGCCUUAGAAUUUUUGUAGAAAAAAACCCUUCAGAUUCGAAACUCUCAGAGCUUAACAUCAAGUGUUGGCCCAAAUGGGGCUGUUCGCCUGGGAAAUACCAGCUGAAGUUCGAUGCUGAAGAAACAUGUUAUUUGUUAAAGGGGAAAGUUAGGGUUUACCCAAAAGCCUCAUUAUCAACAUCAACGGCUGAGAUGGUAGAGUUUGGAGCAGGAGAUCUUGUGAUUAUCCCAAAAGGUCUUAGUUGCAUUUGGGAUGUUUCCAUUGCUGUUGAUAAACACUAUCAAUUUCAGUCUUCUUCUUCAUCCUCUUGUGAUCACUAAUUAUAUAUAUCUCAUUAUUAUUUAUUCUCUA
Molecule: messenger RNA, 689 nt
Organism: Gossypium raimondii (Peruvian cotton)
Lineage: Eukaryota; Viridiplantae; Streptophyta; Magnoliopsida; Malvales; Malvaceae
Exons: 2
Coding region: 326-658 (110 amino acids)
Source: RefSeq, a predicted model, not a curated record